Messenger RNA from Myodes glareolus (Bank vole), 3828 nucleotides. RefSeq names its product complement C1q and tumor necrosis factor-related protein 9. The record is from RefSeq and is a predicted model, not a curated record. Gene Ontology annotation, molecular function: protein binding. Lineage: Eukaryota; Metazoa; Chordata; Mammalia; Rodentia; Cricetidae.
ACCAUGUCCCUCACAGGAAUGUGUGGCUGGAAAACCCUAUAGAAAUACGAUGACGUUCAUCUUUGCAUCAACAGUGCCAGAGAUGUGACGUAGGCACAUGAUAGCUCCUAGAACGGAGUCCUGUCCCCGACAAACAUUCAGGCCAGCACUCAACUCCUAAGGACUUCACAGAGGUCCAAGGCCCUUGUAGGAUUCUGUGGAUAAACAUGGGACCAGGUGGUCUCUGUGGAGCUGGAUGGUAACAGAUGACUCGAACCCUGAGGCACUGGUUUCAGGUGGCAUUCCCUAAUGUGGACAGCUCAAGGCCAGCUGUCGCCAGGAUUGUGGACACAGGUUACAGUGAAAAGAGAAAUCUAAAAUCAGGCCAGAGGGAUGCCCUGGGAGACUUUGCAGUGAUCCCAGCAGGUCUUGGGGAACGGGGUGAUAACUGGUGACCUAGUCUUCUCCUUAUGCAAAGAAUGAGUUGGAGCGCCACAAAUAGGCAAAGGAAUAGUGUAAACAGCAGACCAGGCUCCCAUCAAACCCCUGGUUCCCGCUAGAGCUAGGAAUACAGCUGGAGAGAUUCCAAAUGGCCAGAGGAACAAAUGGGGACCAUGUCAGCUUGAAGCUGAGUGACCCACAGAGGUUCCUCUAGCAACCAGCUGCACUACCCACAAAUGAAGGGACUUUGGGGCCUGGCUGUGCCAGAACGCCUAAAGAAGCCAGAUCUAGCUCAGUGGGUGCUCCCAAAUCCAAUCCCACCUCCUCCUAGGUAAGGUGUUGGGGCUGCUUGCUGUGCUAAGGUGAGCCUUCCCAGUACCUGCAUACCUAGGUGGCCAUUAAGUAGAGCUCUUACCCGUCUCAGCCUAGCGUCUCCUCAUAUUCUGGAAACUUCUGUUUGUGCCUGAAUGUUUCGACCCUUCUCAGGAGAAGGUGGAGAGAAAGGACUGCAAGGUGAAGCCCACCACGGCUGCAGCAUGCUCGAAGAAUGAUUGCAAGGUGCAGUUGCCCACGGCAACUGCAGCAUGCUCGAGGAAUGAUUGCAAGGUACAACCCACGGCAACUGCAGCGUGCUAGGGGAAUGAUUAUAAGGUGUAGCCUGUGGCAGCUGCAGCAUGCUCAAGGAAUAAUUGCAAGAUGCAGCCCAUGGCAGCUGCAGCAUGCUCAAGGAAUAAUUGCAAGAUGCAGCCCAUGGCAGCUGCAGCAUGCUUGAGGAAUGAUUGCAAAGUGCAACUCACAGUGGCUGCAGCGUGCUCCUCCAUGUUCUGAAGGGUGAAUGGAAGGACAAAGUCGUCAUCUCCUCUGUGGGUGGUAUAACUAACUACUCAGAUGUUGGAAGGGUCUGGUUGGACCAUGGUAACUCCACAUCGGGCACACCAACGGUUGAAACUUGGAGUUCCUGAAGGGGAAGGGCAACUGUCAGGCCCAAAGAGAACCCCGAAUUUUCCCAAAAGCAGUGGAUAACCUAAGACAACAUUUGCUCCGCUCAGGCUGGCCUAUAGAGGGAACAGCAUUCCUCAGGAAAUCCCAAAAGGGGUUCCUGUCUGCCUGAAAGAUCCAUUUCCCUUGACAUAUGCCUAUGGUCACAUAUCAAAGCCUUCUAGACUCCACAAGUCCCUAUCUACAUGUACCUGUUACACAUUUCAAACCCCUUUUAUGGAGAAAACUUUUUUCCCCUGGUUUUUUGAGACAAGUCUUCUUGUAUAACCCUGGCUGUCCUGGAACUUUCUCUGUAGAUCAGCCUGGCCUUGAAUUCAUAAAGAUCCACUUGCCUUUGCCUCCUGAGUGCUGGGAUUAAAGGUGUGCACCACCACUGCCCCCAAGGCCUUAUGAGUGCUAGGCAAGCGCUAUACCACUGAGCUAAAUGCCCAACCAGGAGAAAAUAACUUUAUUUUACAGUUUACUAUAUGUAAAGGGCUGAGCUGGUCACUGGGAGUGUCCGACCUUAUCUAGUACUUUAGAAGUCACAAGGCCUCAGACCAGCCUCCUGACCACACUGACUCCCAAAGCACACCUGAAGGCCUUUUCCUUCCAGCUAUCAAGGUGUCCUCUGGAGAUGUGAAUGCCAAGGGGAGGACUGACUGAGUCGUAGGGUGCCCUUGAUUUUAGUUCUGCCCUUGAUGGAAGCCACAGGCCAUAGUAACGAAUCACUUGAAAGUUCUAAGUGAACAAAAGUAACCCUGAUGGUCUUCGAUGCAAAGGCCACCCAGUUACUCUCGCGGUCAUUUGUGUCGUUUCUGUGUCUGUCGCCCCACAACGGACUCGGGGCCAGUGAGAAGCUGCUGUUCACGUCAAGGAAAGAAACCUGUAAUGAGGAUCCGUUCUCCCGCAUCCCACCUGCUGGAACACCUGGAAUUUCCUCAUUUUAUCUCAGAGGACAGAAGGAAGGGGCAAAGUUUUCCACACCCAGGGGUGCUCCAAAGGGAUGCCACCCGACCCCAGUGCUGCUGUGGUUUUUGAAGCUCGUCCAAGACAUCUUGUGCCUCCCUCCGUCCCCUCCCCUUCCUGCUAUUUUGCAGUUAUGUCCACUGGGGAGUUGUACGGCAGGAAGGCAUGAUUUUAUUUACCGUGUGUGGGCUCCCUAUUCUCACAGUGUCCGUGUGCAGCCUACGACUUCAGGGUUCAGUUCAGUCCCUGUCAUCUGAUCAUGAAGAUUUGGUGGCUCCUUCUGGUCAUGGGCGCAUGUGCAAAGAGUGUGUACUCCCAGGACACCUGCCGGCAGGGGCACUCUGGCAUCCCUGGGAAUCCAGGUCACAAUGGCCUCCCAGGAAGAGACGGACGGGAUGGCUCCAAGGGUGACAAAGGAGACACAGGAGAACCAGGACAUCCCGGAGACCCAGGGAAGGAUGGAAUUCGUGGGGAGAAAGGAGAACCAGGAGCAGAUGGAAGAGUUGAAGCGAAAGGCAUCAAAGGUGAUCCAGGCUCCAGAGGAUCCCCAGGGAAGCAUGGCCCAAAGGGAUCCAUUGGCCCUACAGGAGAACAAGGGCUGCCCGGAGAGACCGGCCCGCAGGGGCAGAAGGGAGAUAAAGGCGAUGUGGGCCCCACUGGUCCAGAAGGACUGAUGGGCAGUACUGGACCAUUGGGCCCCAAGGGCUUACCUGGUCCGGUGGGCCCCAUUGGCAAACCAGGUCCUAAGGGAGAAGCCGGACCCAUGGGCCCCCAGGGGGAGCCGGGAGUCAGAGGGAUGAGAGGCUGGAAAGGCGAUCGAGGAGAGAAAGGGAAAGUGGGCGAGGCUCCCAUCGUGCCUAAGAGUGCUUUUACUGUGGGGCUCACAGUGAUCAGCAAGUUCCCUCCUCCUGAUGCACCCAUUAAAUUCGAUAAGAUCCUGUACAAUGAACUGAACCAUUACAACGUGGCGACGGGGAAAUUCACCUGCCACGUGGCCGGCGUCUAUUACUUCACCUACCACAUCACUGUCUUUUCCAGGAAUGUGCAGGUCUCUUUGGUCAAAAAUGGGGCAAAAGUCCUGCAUACCAAGGAUGGCUACAUGAGCUCUGAGGACCAGGCCUCUGGUGGCAUCGUGCUGGAGCUGAAGCUCGGGGACGAGGUGUGGAUGCAGGUGACGGGAGGAGAGAGGUUUAAUGGCUUGUUUGCUGAUGAGGAUGACGACACCACCUUCACCGGCUUCUUGCUGUUCAGCAGCUCUUGACACAGCGGACUCUGUGCAUGGGCCUCACUGAAGGCUCUGCUGGUGGACAUGGUGCCCCCAGAGCUAGCUCGGGGACAGUGGGAGGUUACCGCGCCCAUUCCUCCCAUUAUUGCGUCCGUCCUAAAGUGUAGAUGUGGGAAGCUAAGGCUACAAAGCCAGUCAUUUGAACACAUUCAUAAUAAACUAACUCAGAGACACCA